AUGGAACUGUCACGUUGAGAGACUUCGCCACAUUCGCCCGCUUGAAACAUACGAUGCGAAAAUAUAAACAAUGGGCUUUCCCACUCAGUUAUAAUUUUGUCAGUUAAACAUACAGACGAACUGUCAGUAGUGAUUUUUUUCUUUAUUUAAUAAAAUUUUAACGAAUUUUGGUAUAAAAUCAAUUCGAGCAAAAAAACCGAAAUCAUCAAAAAUGGACAAUUUAUGGAAGAAAGAGAAAGGGCAAGCGGAAUACAUUGAUAUUUUUACAUGUGAGAAGAAUUCUGCAUUCGAUAGGUAUAUUGAAUCAAUUAAAACAAGACGAAAUCGAAAAGAUAAUCGACGAUCAACUGAAUUACGUUUAAAAGGCAAUAAACUAUUUGGUCAAGAAAAAUGGACAGAGGCAAUGGAAUGUUACAAUCAAAGUUUGUGUUUUGCUGAAAUUGGCUCUGAAAACGUUGCGCUAGCAUAUUCCAACAGAUCGGCGUGUAACUUCCACAUGAUGUUGUACAAAGAAGUCUUAGUCGAUAUUGAGCUCGCUAAAAAUGCAAAUUUACCUGAUCGUUUAAUAAAGAAGCUGGAGGAGCGUAAAAAUGACAGCAUGAAAUUGAUGUCUAGUGUACGUGUGGAAAGAUUUGAACCGAAACUGAGUUACGAAUCUGACGAAAAUUUCCCGUGCAUGGCAAAUGUAGUGGAGAUAAAAUAUAACGAAGAAUUUGGCCGACAUGUGGUGGCAAAGUGCGACAUUCCAGCUGGACGAACUAUUUUGGUGGAAAAUGACAUCCCGCAUAUUAGAGAUGACAGUUCAGCGUGCUAUACUUGUAUGAAAAUUUUUACAAAUUGUGUGGCUUGUCCAAACUGUCCCGAUGUUGCAUUCUGCAGCUUUGACUGCAUGAGUCGCAAUCAAACUCACAAAUGGGAAUGUGGCUCAUUUUUCAACUCAGAAUUUGAGUUUAAUAUGAAAUUCAUGAUCAACACACUUUUGAUGGCUAUCGACAGUUUUCCCGACGUGAACAGUCUGAUGCAAUUUGUUGAAGAUGCUUUGCUCGAAGAUCCUGAAACAUUGCCAACAUCAUUGAAUGAUUCAAAGUCAAAAUAUCAUUUCUUUUUAAAACUUACAACGUCAGCACCAUAUCCUCUUGGCACAUCGCAGGCAUAUAAGCCUUAUGAGGUUGCAAUAAAUUUGCCAAAAGUCAGCCGUCUGUUCGACAGUGAUCGAAAAAAGCGUUUCUUCAUGCAUUUGGUUAUGCAUCACACCCUGAUUUUAAGCUCUAAUGAAUUCGCUAUUGACGAUGAAAAGGUCUUGGGCUAUGUUUCUUCUCUCUUGAACCAUUCAUGUGCUCCCAACCUUGUAAGCAUUCAUUCCUCGAGUCACAUGUUUAGUGUGACUGGACGACCAAUAAGAAAGGGUGAACAGCUUUACACCAGGUACGAUACUUGUCCAAACGGAGUUGAUCGCCAGGCAUAUUUAAAGGAACGUUGGGGUUUUAUUUGUAGAUGCGAAAUUUGUGAGCCAACGCGUGCACCAAUUGAUCGAAAGCUGAUUACAUCGGAUUUUUGUUACAAAUACGUGGUCAAAAAUAAAGAUAACAUGGAUAUGACUGCCAUCGUUCAGAAGAAAUGUAUUAAAUUUCUAAAUAAAUACGGACAUUUACCAUGGUCAGCAAUAAAGAAUAUAUUCACAAUUUAUGUAAAUCAUUUGCAAUCCAUGGCAACUGAUCAAGUAAACAUAUUAGUCUAAUAUGAUUCCUUUUAUUUCCCUAAUCCUAAUCUUUUAAUUUUAUUUCUAUUCCAUCAAUAUUUUCAUUUCACCAUGUGUAGAAUUAAGCAAAUAUAGAGACACAAACACAAACAUUUCAACACUUCAUAAUUUUCGAAAAUCGAGAUCUGAAAAUUCGAAAUUUGAUUGAGAUGUUUUUUUAGACGUAAUUGUUAAUAUUUUAGACUUUUUUGUAAUCAACCCUUGUUUAACUAUGUAUUCAAUUUAAAAUGAUAAACUCAGCAAUAAAAUGUGUACCAAUUUUAUACUUUCAA
Molecule: messenger RNA, 2031 nt
Organism: Sitodiplosis mosellana (orange wheat blossom midge)
Lineage: Eukaryota; Metazoa; Arthropoda; Insecta; Diptera; Cecidomyiidae
Product: SET domain-containing protein 3-like
Exons: 2
Coding region: 212-1738 (508 amino acids)
Molecular function (GO): protein binding
Source: RefSeq, a predicted model, not a curated record